Molecule: messenger RNA, 438 nt
Organism: Galendromus occidentalis (western predatory mite)
Lineage: Eukaryota; Metazoa; Arthropoda; Arachnida; Mesostigmata; Phytoseiidae
Product: transmembrane protein 68-like
Exons: 4
Cellular component (GO): membrane
Source: RefSeq, a predicted model, not a curated record
AUGCCGUUCCUGAUGAGCUACGUCGGUCUCAAGGAAGGACGUUCGGUGGGAGGCUGCGCCGAUCUCUUCGACCUCACCAGUGACCGACAGAGCUUCGAAGACAGUUUGAGAAACGGCGGAUUGAGUCUUGUGGCUCCCGGCGGUGCCUAUGAGAGCGUUUUCAGCAAGAACUACGAACUUGAGUGGCAGUCUCGUUACGGAUUCGCGAGGGUUGCGAAGGCUACGGGAGUACCGGUCAUCCCUAUGUUCACGACGAACCUCCAACAUGCGAUGCCUCUGGCCGAGUUCGUUAAAUCAGAUGCAAUGAAGAAAUGGUACGCUAUCACGAAACGACCGCUCAUCCUCCCCAAAACUUACCUCCCGGUAAAAAUGCGUACGUUCCUUGGAGAGCCACUCCACUGUGGACCCGAUGAGGAGCCAGCGAUGUUCGCUCAACGG